This is a messenger RNA of Triticum turgidum subsp. durum (durum wheat), 249 nucleotides long. NCBI's taxonomy places the organism in Eukaryota, Viridiplantae, Streptophyta, Magnoliopsida, Poales, Poaceae. The record is from the annotation of a GenBank genome assembly.
AUGGCGUCGCGGCCGUCGCUGAAGCCGAAGCCGAAGGGCAAGGGUGGGAAGAGGGGCUCGUCCGCGGCCGAGGACGAGCAGUCCACGGCGGCGGUGGCGGUGCAGCUCGCCAAGGAGUGGAGCACGUGGACGAUGAAGACGGCGAAGGUGGUGGCGCACUGGGGCUUCAUCCCGCUCAUCAUCGUCGUCGGCAUGACUAAGGGAGACGAGCCCAAACCUAGCUUGUUCCAGCUUCUGUCCCCCGUCUGA